Messenger RNA from Haliotis rubra (blacklip abalone), 1772 nucleotides. RefSeq names its product deleted in malignant brain tumors 1 protein-like. The record is from RefSeq and is a predicted model, not a curated record. Gene Ontology annotation, cellular component: membrane. Gene Ontology annotation, molecular function: calcium ion binding. The transcript has 10 exons. The coding region runs from base 85 to 1761 and encodes 558 amino acids. NCBI's taxonomy places the organism in Eukaryota, Metazoa, Mollusca, Gastropoda, Lepetellida, Haliotidae.
CAUAAGGUAGUGGCCCUCUAUCAGUUGAGGUGAAGCCAACUGGAGAAGUUCACAUACAUACUGGAUACCAAACUACCUCCCAAUAUGCCACAGUUGGAGACAGUCUCGCUGUGGAUCCUUCUAUUAUUCGUGCUAGCCCAAGUUGACGAUGCCGUACAGGAUGGCAACGUGUCACUGAUCCUCGGUCCCGACCCCCACACCGGCCUGGUCCAGAUCACGCACGGAGGGAGAACGGGACUUGUGUGUGAUGACGGCUUUGACGUUCACGCCGCUGAGAUCGCCUGCCGUCAAGCUGGCUAUCCGACAACUAACCCCCAAAUAGUGGUUGCCGGAAAAUUCCAUGAACUUCCGCCAUCGAUGACGUACAUCCUUGAUGACAUCAAGUGUUUCGGGAACGAGGCUACCCUCUCCGAUUGCCAACACUCCCCAUGGUUUCUGGAGGACUGUGGGUCGGGAGAGACGGUCGCCGUUUACUGUGAAGAAAACCCGUGCGCGAGCGCUCCCUGUGGCCAUAAUGCUUCAUGUACCAAGGUCACGACUCAUAACUUCCUGUGCACGUGUACUUCCGGUUAUACCGGAAGUCACUGCGAAUCUGAUAUUGACGAAUGCGCUUUGCAAAAUGGUGGCUGUAGCCACCAAUGUGUGAACGAUAUUGGCGGUUAUCGUUGUGAAUGCCCGGAUGUGGAACUGGACCUGUCACCAGACCAUCACUCGUGCGUUGCCACUGGGGAGUCCGUCAGUUGCACCUCACAGUCCAUGACCAUCACCUUCGACAAGGGUCACUUUCCAGGCCUUCAUGCUCAGCACGUCUCCUUGACCGACCCCAGCUGUCGCGCCACCAGCAACGGAACCCACGUCAUAGUAACCGCACCCCUAGGGGGCUGUGGGACAAAAUCCACCAAUCUUGGCGGCAAGAUCGUGUAUGCAAAUGUCGUGAAAUCUCGAGAAGAGGUAAUCGACGGCGUGAUUUCACACGUACGGAACAUAGAGGUUCCGUUCCAAUGCAUCGUACCCCUGUCUGAGAAUCUGGAAGUACCACUCCGUGUCGACAGGGAGGUCCUGACGUUCUCAGCGGAAGCAAGGGGGCAGUUUGAUACCAGACUGGAAAUAUUUCAAGACGGGACCUACCAACAGACUGUCCCCAACUCCUUCCUAGCGACCCCAGGUGACGUCGUUUACGCACAGGUUUUGCUCUCCUCUAACGGAAGUGACGUGAGGCCAUUUCCGGUCCGAUGCAUUGCGACGCCAACACGCAACACAUCGUACAACGUGUACGAUCUUAUCGAUAAUGGGUGUGCGAUAGACACGACCUUGACCUUCCAUUCAUCCCAUGAUGACGCCAAAGUACAGUUUUCACUAGAGGCUUUCAAGUACCUAGACAACUCCCCAGCUGUGUUCCUCAACUGUGACGUCACCAUGUGUAUGACGUCAGACACUGCGUUACGCUGCAGUCAAAAUUGUUCAGCAACACAUCGACGGAGACGUUCCUUACCACACGUGAACGGCAAGGGAGACAACCGAUGGCAUGACAACAACGGAGCGCAAACUGUUUUUGACGAGUCAACACUCAGCCAAUCAAAAGCUGUUCUGAUAACUGGGAUUGCGUCGUCGCUUUUGUCCUUGACCUUUCUGUUGUCUGUGAAACACCGCUCCGUAACAUCUUCUCGAAAACACAUGAGUCAACCAAAACAUUUCCCUUUGACGUGCGAAAUCAGGAAAUGCAUCAGUCGCACUAACUCCGUAAUAAAGAAUGAAAAGUAAUUUAUCAUGUU